Polyodon spathula (Mississippi paddlefish) is the source of this 1293-nucleotide messenger RNA. Its product is annotated as signal recognition particle receptor subunit beta-like. Bases 16 to 936 code for a protein of 306 amino acids. The transcript has 7 exons. The record is from RefSeq and is a predicted model, not a curated record. Gene Ontology annotation, cellular component: plasma membrane; cytoplasm. Gene Ontology annotation, biological process: vesicle-mediated transport; intracellular protein transport. NCBI's taxonomy places the organism in Eukaryota, Metazoa, Chordata, Actinopteri, Acipenseriformes, Polyodontidae. Gene Ontology annotation, molecular function: GTP binding.
UCUUCCCAUUCGGUAAUGGUUGUCAUUCAAUUGAAACGGAACACAAUAGCCUUGCUGCGCAUGCGCCUUGUUCGAAAUCCACGUGUCGUGCCUGUAGUGACAACUCAGCUCAUUCAAACUGCAAGAAAGACUCGAGUACUGAGAGAAAGAGAAAACAUGGAAGCAGCUGUAUUUCAGCCUUACCUGGAUUCAAUUCAGAAGGAGUUACAGGCACAGGACCCCGUUGUUCUUGGAGUUCUCGUCGCCCUGUUGGUUGUCAUACUGUCAAUAAUUUUUAUUAAGAUUGUUUGGGGUGGAAAAACCACCAGGAGAACAGUGCUGUUGGUUGGACUCUGUGAUUCUGGAAAAACUCUCAUCUUCAGCAGAUUACUGUCGGGAAAAUUUAAGAAGACCCAGACCUCCAUUACUGACAGCUCUGCCAUAUACAAUGUUAAAAGUGAAAAGGGUCGUGAUUUUACACUGAUUGAUCUUCCUGGUCAUGAGAGUCUGCGGCCUCAGUUUGUGGAGAGGUUCAAGACUGCUGCCAGGGCUGUUGUGUUUGUCGUGGACAGCGCUGUGUUUCAGAAGGAGGUGCGAGAUGUGGCAGAGUUCCUGUACUCCCUCCUCACCGAUGCUGAAAUUGUGAAGAAUGCCCCAGCUCUGGUGGUCACCUGCAACAAACAAGAUGUCACAAUGGCAAAGUCUGCUAAGGUUAUUCAACAGCAAUUGGAAAAGGAACUCAACACCCUGCGAGUAACCCGCUCAGCAGCACUCAGCGCGCAGGACGGUUCUGCUGCUGGAGGCACUGUGCACCUGGGCAAGAAGGGCAAAGAUUUCAAAUUCUCUCAGCUACCCAUGAAGGUGGAAUUUGUGGAGUGCAGUGCCAAAGGGUACAAGGGAGAGGAUGGAGAGGCUGACAUGAAGCAGCUUGAGAAGUGCCUGGCUAGGAUUUCAUGAGCUGACUACAUUGUGUGCCUCAAAGUAAUGGUUACAGACAGAUCUCCCUCCAUCCAAAUGCAUGCCCUUGACAUCACAAAGCAGCAAUGGAAAAUAAGGUCUUAACAUAGUACACCUCAAGCCACAAGUAGUAUGGCUUUUGAUAAGUGUCGUGCUGAACAUAUUUUAUGGAUGGGCAAAGGAUAUUUUAUUAUCUGUGUGCCUAUACCAUUCCUGCUGCUUAAUUGCAUUUGUUUUCUCUCUUGUCCUGCAACUCCAUUCAGCAGAACUAUUAAAGCCAAAAAAACUUUGUUAUUUAUCUUUUAGUAACUGUUUCUUUUGGUAUAUACAACAAAUAAAAUCAUCAGUGUUAACUUG